CAGCGAAUAACUGCCAGCUGAAGAGAGCUUAACAAACUCAGAGUCGGGCCAUUCAUGACGACUCGUAUUGCUCCAGGCGUGGGGGCAAAUCUUCUCGGCCAACAUUCCGCCGAGCGCAACCAAGACGCCACCGCCUACGUCGGCAACCUCGAUCCUCAGGUUUCGGAAGAAUUAUUAUGGGAGCUGUUUGUUCAAGCUGGUCCAGUUGUUAAUGUAUAUGUCCCCAAGGAUAGAGUCACUAAUGCUCAUCAAGGAUAUGGCUUUGUGGAGUUCCGAAGUGAAGAAGAUGCUGACUAUGCAAUAAAGGUGCUGAAUAUGAUUAAACUUUAUGGGAAACCGAUACGAGUGAAUAAGGCAUCACAAGAUAAGAAGAGUGUCGAUGUUGGUGCUAACCUUUUCGUUGGGAACCUUGAUCCUGAUGUAGAUGAGAAACUUCUUUAUGAUACAUUCAGUGCUUUUGGAGUAAUAGUUUCAAACCCAAAGAUAAUGAGAGAUCCUGAGACUGGAAAUUCCCGUGGUUUUGGUUUUAUUAGCUAUGAUUCAUUUGAGGCUUCUGAUGCAGCCAUUGAGGCGAUGAAUGGCCAAUACCUCUGUAACCGUCAGAUUACAGUCUCUUAUGCCUAUAAGAAAGAUACAAAGGGCGAGCGUCAUGGCACACCUGCAGAGAGGGUAUUAGCUGCAAGUAAUCCAACUACUCAGAAGAACAGACCCCAUACACUCUUUGCAAGUGGACCUCCAACGCUUCCCCCUCUGGUACAAGCCAAUGGUACAACUGCAGCUCCACUUCCCCCACGGCCUUUUGCAAAUAGCCAUGUUCCUCCAUCCCCCAUUCCGGCAUUGCGCCCACCUUCCAUGCAGCCUAAUAUGUACCGACCAAUGCAAAUUCCUCCGCCACAGUCGUGGCAGGGCCAGCCUGCACAAGCAGGCAUGGUUGGAAUUCCACAGCAGUUUAGAGGCAUGGCUCCACCUCUGAAUAGGCCCCCUCCACCACCUAUGGGAAUGGGUGCUCCUGUCUGGCGCCCACCACCACCUCCACAGCAACUAAGUGGGGGACCACACUCUAUUCCACAAAUGUCAAUGCCGCCACCACCACCACCCCUUAGUUAAUUCUUGGUUUCUCUACAAUGUUAAUGGAGAAUAUUAUAGCACCUGUUACCUUUUAAUGCCUCCAGAAUCCACCGGAUUGGUAAUGUUGGCCAAAACAAGUUUUUGAGGGUUCACUUUGUAUGGAUUUAUUUUUCAGGGAAAAGUCAAUCCACUAUUGGCUCUUAGGAAUGCAAGCAUAAUGAUGAGCAGGUCUCAUAUUUCUUUCAUUAAAUCUGUUUCGUUUGUAAGCAUUUACUAGCACUCGGGACAAUUGAACUUGUAGAUUUGUAUAAUAAUUUAAGGAGCAGUUAACAUUCAAGGAAUGACAGCUGAAAAUGGUAUCAGACCCACUCAACCGAACAUGAAGAAAAUAACCUAUUUGAGAGUACAUAUAGAAUAACUCUUUAAGUAUUAUGUAUUGCAAUCUUUUUCUCAUUAAA
This is a messenger RNA of Ipomoea triloba (trilobed morning glory), 1526 nucleotides long. Its product is annotated as splicing factor 3B subunit 4-like. Gene Ontology annotation, biological process: positive regulation of mRNA splicing, via spliceosome. Lineage: Eukaryota; Viridiplantae; Streptophyta; Magnoliopsida; Solanales; Convolvulaceae. The transcript is spliced from 9 exons. The coding region runs from base 55 to 1107 and encodes 350 amino acids. The record is from RefSeq and is a predicted model, not a curated record. Gene Ontology annotation, molecular function: RNA binding. Gene Ontology annotation, cellular component: U12-type spliceosomal complex; nucleolus.